AUGACUUGCCAAGCGUUUGCUUCAUCUGACACCUUUGUACCCUUGAAUUCUGACUCUUCUCCCUCUCUGCCUCUGAUAAUGCAUCACAGCGCUACAGAGUGCCUGCCGGUUUCUAACCAUGCCACCAAUGUUGUGUCUACAGUCCCAUCUGUUUUGUCUUUGCUCCAAACUCGUAUAUGCUCCCGUAACCACUUUGCCAUGACGACUUUGGGAAACACGGCAGGCCUUCAUUACUCUGUGCCUUCCUGUCAUUAUGGAAAUCAACCAUCUACCUACGGGGUGAUGGCAGGUAGCCUGACCCCUUGCCUUUAUAAAUUCCCGGAGCAUGCCCUGAGUGCCAGCUCCUGUGCCCUGGGCCACGGCUUCACGCCCAUGCACCAGUCCCUCCUGGCAGACGAUCCCACCGCCGCAGACUUCAAGCAGGAGUUCCGCAGAAAAAGCAAGUCUGUUGAAGAGCCCAUCGACAUGGACUCCCCUGAAAUCAGGGAACUGGAGAAAUUUGCUAAUGAAUUCAAGCUGCGGAGAAUUAAGCUGGGUUAUACACAAACCAACGUUGGAGAAGCACUGGCUGCUGUGCACGGCUCUGAAUUCAGCCAAACUACUAUUUGCAGGUUCGAAAACUUGCAGCUGAGUUUCAAGAACGCAUGCAAACUGAAAUCGAUACUGUCCAAGUGGCUGGAGGAAGCCGAACAAGUAGGAGCUUUAUACAAUGAAAAAGUUGGAGUGAAUGAGCGGAAGAGGAAGCGCAGAACCACCAUAAGUAUCGCUGCCAAAGAAGCCCUAGAGAGACACUUUGGAGAACAAAGUAAGCCUUCUUCUCAGGAAAUUAUGAGGAUGGCUGAGGGGCUCAAUCUUGAGAAAGAAGUUGUGAGAGUUUGGUUUUGCAACAGAAGACAAAGGGAAAAGAGAGUGAAGACAAGUUUACAUCAGAAUGCCUUUAGUUCUAUUAUCAAGGAGCAUCACGAAUGCCGGUAA
Cariama cristata (Red-legged seriema) is the source of this 975-nucleotide messenger RNA. It is a transcript of the gene POU1F1, whose product is annotated as POU class 1 homeobox 1. Gene Ontology annotation, molecular function: RNA polymerase II cis-regulatory region sequence-specific DNA binding; DNA-binding transcription factor activity, RNA polymerase II-specific. NCBI's taxonomy places the organism in Eukaryota, Metazoa, Chordata, Aves, Cariamiformes, Cariamidae. The record is from RefSeq and is a predicted model, not a curated record. Gene Ontology annotation, biological process: regulation of transcription by RNA polymerase II.